Molecule: messenger RNA, 2881 nt
Organism: Plectropomus leopardus (leopard coralgrouper)
Lineage: Eukaryota; Metazoa; Chordata; Actinopteri; Perciformes; Serranidae
Gene: aste1b
Product: asteroid structure-specific endonuclease 1b
Source: RefSeq, a predicted model, not a curated record
CCCAGAACCUGGCGGACGGACUGCUGUCUUUUUUCCGGUGUGUGGAUGUUCCGGAGCUGGUUUGGCUUGUCCCGGGAAUGCCGAGGCCCUGAGAUCCUAUGGGUGUCCAGGGUCUGACCACCUAUGUGGAGGGGAACAGAAACUUCCUCCAGGAUGUGAAGUUCAGGGACAGCCGCCUGGUUAUUGAUGGCUGCAGCUUGUAUUUCCGUCUCUACUUUAACCACGGUCUGGACCAGCAGCAUGGAGGGGACUAUGAUGCUUUUGCUUGCCUGCUCACCCAGUUCCUCUCUGCAUUGGCGGCCUGCAACAUCCAGCCAUAUGUGGUACUGGAUGGAGGGAUUGACCCCAGUGAAAAGAAGUUUCCCACUCUGCGCCAGCGUCUGCAGUCCAAGAUAAAGGAGGCGGACAGUCUCUCCCACGGCCGCAACGGCUCUGUACUCCCCAUCCUCACACGAGAUGUCUUCAUUCAGGUCCUCGUCCAGAGAGGAGUCCCACUGUUCCAGUGUCCAGCGGAGGCUGACUGGGAAAUUGCGUGCUUGGCUCGACAGUGGAACUGCCCAGUUCUGACCAACGACAGCGACUUUUAUAUCUUUGACCUGCCAGGUGGUUAUCUGCCACUCCAUUUUUUCCAGUGGACCAAUCUGAACGGUAAAGCCUCUCACCGCUACAUCUCGGCUCGCUGCUACACCACUAACGGGCUGUGUCGCUGGUUUGGGGGCAUGAACCAGGAGUUACUGCCCCUGUGUGCCGUCCUGGCUGGUAAUGACUACGGCACUCCAAAAGAUACUGAGACACUCGUGAGCCUGAUAGAUGUGAGUGCAGCAGGGAGAGGUGGCGGCAGAGGUAAAGGCAGAGCACCCGCUUCACGCAUCGAGGGCUUUCUCCUCUGGUUGUGCUCUUUUUCAAGUCCUGCUGAGGCUUUGGAGGAAGUGAGCAGGCUAAUGGGGGAGGAAGGUGGAGGCGGUAGGGGCAAGAGAGGACAGAAGGGUGGGCUCAGUUCCCAGCUGUGGGCAGGUAUGCAGGAGUACCACAUCACCGCUCAGAGCUCUCUGGCUCGCUGGUUCUCUGGAGGUAAGGCGGCUCCUGGAGGGCGGAUCUCUGGGCUGCCAGAGUGCCUGUCGCUGGCUGCAGCGCAGGGACUGUUGGCUCCUUUGGUUGUAGAUGCUGUAGUGAUGCAUAGAGUCCUGCUCAUCCCACAGGUGGAGAACAGCAAGCUAGCCAGCAGUCAUUGCAGUGCCAGAGCCAUACGCCAGGCCAUAUAUGGAAUAUUACUGAAGAGAGGCCAAGAUGUCCAAGCAGGAGGUAUGAGGGGCCAAGAAAACAUCAGCCAGGGUACACGAGGGCGAGGGGGAAGGGGGCGAGGAGGUGGUCAUGUUGGUGGAGGUAGGGGUCAGGGCAUCAUUUUACCCACACAGCAGGGUGCUAAUGUAGGAUUUGGCAUUGAACAAGCAGCUACAGUGCAGGCUCAGGGCUCUAAUGCCCCAAUCAGUGUAGAGGAGUACGACCGUGUGGAUCUGAACUUAAAGAAAAACCAGGUGGAAGCACAUCAGCCCAGAACCUCCCUGCGUCUAGAUACACUCGGCCAGGCUCCUGUGGCAGUUCGUCUUGCUGUCCUGUUAGAAGUCUUGGGGACGAAGGAGUCUGCCCUAACUGCUGUUCCUCCCCACCUGAGGCUGGCUGUAGCAGUGACAGCCUUCUGGGUGCGAGAGGCCACACCGACGCCCUCACAGCCUCAGCUCCAGGCUUUGGUGCUUGGGAUGGUUUACGGAGAGCUGACCUUGAACAACCAGCCAGGAGCUACCCACUACCAACAUACCGUCCCUCAGCUGAACUGGGCUGCAGAGCGCAACGUGUGGUCAGGGCUUGAUCGACAGCGUGUGAGGCCAGGGGAGAGACGGGGCUUGGAUGUUGGAGCGGCUCACAGUUUCAGCCAAUGGCAGGCCUGCCUCUGGAGCACACUGUGUCUUAAUCAGCUGUUGCUGCUGCCACUGCCUGAACCGCACCUAUCAUGGUUGUACAGUGGUACACUGGUGCACGGCCUCCUCAGGUAUCUGAAAGGAGGCCAAGUUGCUGAAUCCCUCCUUGCCGGGGGAUUCUUAUCUGGACAACUCUACUCCUCCUUGCUGGACGCUGUGAGGACCUGCGGCUCCAAAAGCCAUCCCUCCUCUUCUGCAGCAGGGAGAGGGAGGAGAGGCAGAGGCCGAGGAAGGAGAGGAAGAGGAAGAGGAAGAGGGGGAGGUGGGAGAGGAGGAAGGGGAGGGGAGAGAGGGGCUGAGGAGAUUAACAACAGGUUUGCUCUCCUGAUGAGUGACGAAGAGUUUGAUGACGAUUGAUGAGGAGGCAGAGAAAAAUGAACUGAUCGAUAAGAAGCACUUGCUAGGGGCCAAAUGAGGGAGGACAUUCCAGUGUUUAUCAAUAACACACUCAGGGGAUGCUACAGAUUUCACCAGUGAAUAACUACACCUCUUAAUGUUGACCACUGAGCUUCUAUCUCUAUAACUUUAUUGCACUAAUUUAACCUCCAAAAGUGAUAUUUACCUGCCUGUGAAAACUUCUGUCGCUGUCUAAAAUCAAGUGAGGUCAAAAUAUAUCAAGCAAAAUGUCGCAGUUUCCUAUAGCCCACUCUUGCCAUAUUUUAGCAGAUUUAUGAGAGCUUUUUAUUAAAGUAACGCCACUGUAAUUUAUGCAUGUUUUCAACCUUGACUUAACGUCACCACAAGAUUUAAACGGUGAAUAUACAGAGAUGUCCUAUCGUAUCAUCUCCUGUUUGGCAGCUAAUGUCAUCUUAAUGAGUAAAUCUUAUUUUAUCGCAGAUGCCUUCAAACUCUGAAUUUGGUGCUUGAGUUUACUCAUCUUUAUGUAAUAAAAAAUAUAAAUCAAA